Messenger RNA from Fusarium odoratissimum NRRL 54006, 1732 nucleotides. Its product is annotated as imidazoleglycerol-phosphate dehydratase. The coding region runs from base 109 to 792 and encodes 227 amino acids. Gene Ontology annotation, biological process: L-histidine biosynthetic process. Gene Ontology annotation, molecular function: imidazoleglycerol-phosphate dehydratase activity. The record is from RefSeq and is a predicted model, not a curated record. The transcript is spliced from 2 exons. NCBI's taxonomy places the organism in Eukaryota, Fungi, Ascomycota, Sordariomycetes, Hypocreales, Nectriaceae.
CAAUUUGGCACUCGCCGAUACAGGAGCCCGUCAUGCAGUCAAGUUUUAAAAGUCUACAACUACCUGAGAAACAUUCAAUUGUACAACUAUACCAGUCUACUCGCAGAAAUGGCUUCUUCUCAACCUACUCGAUGGGCUGCUCUCGCCCGUGAUACGAACGAGACCAAGAUUCAGCUUGCUCUUAACCUUGACGGCGGCGAUUUCCCUCCGGACACUGACUCCCGUCUUCUCAACGAUGGAGAUAGCCAUGCUUCUCAGGCUAGCAAGUCGCAGAAGAUCGCUGUCAACACAGGAAUUGGUUUCCUUGACCAUAUGCUUCAUGCUCUAGCUAAACAUGCUGGAUGGAGUCUUGCUCUGAACUGCAAGGGUGAUCUUCACAUUGAUGACCACCACACCGCCGAAGAUGUCUGCAUCGCCCUUGGUUAUGCCUUCGCCCAGGCUCUCGGCACUCCUGCUGGUCUCGCCCGUUUCGGCUACGCCUAUGCUCCCCUUGACGAGGCCCUGUCUCGCGCGGUCAUCGAUCUUUCCAACCGUCCCUACAGUGUUGUUGACCUCGGUCUGAAGCGAGAGUGGCUUGGCCAGCUCAGUACCGAGAUGGUACCUCAUUGUCUCCAGAGCUUUGCCCAGGGUGCUCGUGUUACGCUGCAUGUUCACUGUCUUCACGGUGAUAACGACCACCAUCGAGCCGAGAGUGCUUUCAAGGCUCUUGCUGUUGCUAUCAAGGCUGCUACCACGAGGAUACCUGGUAAAGAGGGUGAAGUGCCUAGCACCAAGGGUACUCUGAGUGCGUAAGGGAAUAGUCGCUUAGGAGUUCCGGAUAAAUACUUGGUUUUGGUUAGAACUAGACCUGCUAUUGAUAGGAAUGCAGGAAUCAGAUUUUGAGAUAUAAGUGAAUAUAUGACCUAUGUCACAUAGCAGGCUUCUGGAAAUAUUUACAAUGCGUUGCCUGGCAUGUCUCCUCAAGACCCUGCAUACCGCAUUCGUUACGCAUCCAUACAAGAUAUCUUGAAAAUCAUAUCAAAAUUCACAGGUCGGCUCAUGUAGACAUGCAGUUCAGGCUAUAUUUUUGAUAAGAUCGUCAACUCCUUCUUGGCAACCCUCAAGUUCGGUAGUCACCAUUGAUAGUGACAUAGUCAUGGCUGAAGUCGCAGGUAUAGUGCACAGCAGACUUGUCGCCUGUACCUAACUUGACAACGAUCUCAAGAUCUUCCAUGGCGAGAAUCUCCGAUGCUCGCUUCUCGUCGACCUGCUCGGGCUCGCCGUCCACGAGCAGCUUCAGCUCAGCUGAGCCAUCGGUAGGGACGAAGGAGACAUUGGUGCGCUCGGGAGUAAUCUCAGGAACGUCAUUCACAGGUUGACCAGGAGGAGAAAUGAGAGCAUAUCCGGUGGCGCAAAGGACACGGCCCCAGUUGGCAUCUUUUCCGUACAGAGCAGUCUUAACGAGGGGGGAUUUGGCGAUGGAUCGACCAAUCUCACGGGCUGCCUCCUCAGAAGCACUGUCGACGACACGGAUGGUAACAAAUUUGGUAGCACCCUCACCGUCUCGGACGACAUACUUGGCCAAGUCAACAGAGAACUCGGUGAGGAGCUUCUGGAAGGCUUGGUAGUCUGGAGACUGCUCAGAAGUGACCUCCUUUCCGCCAGCGGCACCGUUAGCAAGAAGAGCAACAGUAUCAUUGGUAGAAGUGUCACCAUCAAUGGUGAUGGAGUUGAAUGACCGGUCCACCGCAUG